AGCGAGGAGGGGAGACGUGCAGUUUCUAGCUGUUAAUGUGAGGAUUCGGAGCAGUGAUGACACGCACGAGGAGAAGCGAGUGAUAACGUGGCAAAAGGUGGGGAGAGGCUGUGUCAUUGUUGGAGAGCUGGGAUAUAAAUAUAUUGUACACACACACACACACACAUGCGUACAGAGGAAGAGAGUGACUGGUGCGGCAACAGGAACCACAUGAGCAGCAGGGAGGAGUCGCGAAAGGAGAGGCGUCACGGCAGAUAAAACUCCACGCCCCUCGCUGCCGAGCAUCCAUUUACUGAGCAGCUGAUGUCUGCUGCUUCACUCAGCAGUAACAGAAGACAGCGAGGAAAAAAAUACAACAGAGCUCUGGAGCUACCGCUGGAUUUUUAAUGGGGAAUAGGCAGCAACCUCUCCUCAGGAUGGAGCAUUUAUGAGGAGGCUUGCUGUGCCAGUCUUGCAGGAAAUGUCCACAUACUUAGCCUUAGAGGGAAGGAGGAUUUCUAACAGAGUAGCUGACGCUGCUCUUUGUGGCAUGAAAACUGUGUGAGGAGCUCCAGGAGAAUUUCCUCCGAUUAACAGGAAAGCUUCAAUCUUCUUGCAGCUUUUUUUUUUCUUUGUUUUUUCUCUCCACGUGAUCCAACCUGUGGUUCCACAGGUCAAGGCGAAGUUUCAAACAUGACCGCCAUGCAAAAGCUGCUGCAGCUGCCGGUGAACGCGGUGAACAUGGUGAAGACCGUGCAAAGUCAGGUCCAAGGCCAGGAGGAGGACAAGAGCCCAGUGCUGACUCCUGAUAGCGGGCAGCAGGCUUGGUACAGCGCCCUGCAGCCUGAUGAGCUGCGCCACCUCCGAUCUGGAGGUACAGGUGGAGGAGGAGGAGGAGGAGGAGGAGGAGGUGACCAGGAGGAACGAGCCCCACUGGAGGAAGGAGGUGGAAGUGGUGGUGGAAGCAGUUUCCAAACUCAACCGCUGCGACAUGACGACUUGAAAGAGAUGCUGGACAGCAACAAAGACUCCCUGAAGCUGGAGGCAAUGAAGCGGAUUGUAGCUAUGAUUGCCCGAGGUAAAAAUGCAUCAGAUCUCUUCCCUGCUGUGGUGAAAAACGUGGCUUGUAAAAACAUAGAGGUGAAGAAGCUGGUCUAUGUUUACUUGGUGCGUUACGCUGAGGAGCAGCAGGAUCUUGCUCUGCUUUCAAUUUCCACGUUUCAGCGAGGUUUGAAGGAUCCGAACCAGUUGAUCAGAGCCAGCGCCCUGCGAGUCCUCUCCAGCAUAAGAGUAACAAUCAUUGUUCCAAUAAUGAUGUUGGCCAUCAAAGAAGCUGCUUCAGAUAUGUCUCCGUAUGUCAGGAAGACCGCAGCACAUGCAAUCCCUAAACUAUACAGUUUGGAUCCUGAACAGAAAGACCAGCUGAUUGAAGUCAUAGAGAAACUCCUCGCUGACAAAACCACGUUGGUGGCAGGAAGCGUUGUGAUGGCUUUUGAAGAGGUGUGUCCAGAGCGCAUUGAUCUGAUCCACAAGAACUACAGGAAGCUGUGUAAUCUCUUGAUUGAUGUUGAGGAGUGGGGGCAGGUCGUCAUCAUCAACAUGCUAACCCGCUACGCCAGAACGCAGUUUCUCAACCCAAACAUCAAUGAGUCCCUGCUGGAGGAGGGAGGCAGCGGUGAUAAAACCUUCUACGGCUCAGAUGAAGAUGAGGAUGAAGACGAAGAGGAGAAGGAGAAGAAGGCCGAGGUUGCUGCCAUGGCUAAGAGGAAGCCAUAUGUGAUGGAUCCAGACCACCGGCUGCUGCUAAGGAAUACCAAACCACUCCUGCAGAGCCGCAACGCAGCUGUGGUGAUGGCUGUGGCUCAGCUGUAUUUCCAUCUGGCGCCUAAAGCGGAGGUUGGUGUGAUUGCCAAGGCCCUGGUCCGUCUCCUGAGGAGCCACAGUGAAGUCCAGUAUGUUGUUCUUCAGAACGUGGCAACAAUGUCCAUUAAGAGACGGGGGAUGUUUGAACCAUAUCUGAAGAGUUUCUACAUCCGCUCAACAGACCCAACUCAGAUCAAAGUCCUAAAGCUGGAGGUUCUAACCAAUCUGGCCAACGAGACAAACAUUUCCACCAUCCUCAGAGAAUUUCAGACAUAUAUUAAAAGCAUGGAUAAAGACUUUGUGGCUGCAACAAUCCAAGCCAUUGGUCGCUGUGCUACCAACAUCAGCGAGGUGAGGGACACAUGUCUGAACGGUCUUGUGCAGCUGCUCUCCAACAGAGAUGAGUUGGUGGUUGCCGAGUCAGUGGUCGUUAUCAAGAAGCUGCUGCAGAUGCAGCCGGAGAAGCACAGCGACAUCAUAAAGCACAUGGCGAAACUGACCGACAACAUUCAGGUGCCAAUGGCACGGGCCAGUAUCCUGUGGCUGAUUGGAGAAUACUGUGAGCAUGUACCUAAGAUCGCCCCAGAUGUUCUGAGGAAGAUGGCCAAGUCCUUCACUAAUGAAGAGGACAUUGUGAAGCUUCAGAUCAUCAAUUUGGCAGCCAAGCUAUAUCUGACCAACUCCAAACAGACUAAACUGCUGACGCAGUAUGUUCUCAACUUGGCCAAAUACGACCAGAACUACGACAUUCGCGACCGGGCACGCUUCAUUCGCCAGCUCAUCGUGCCCACCGAGAAGAGUGGAGCCCUAAGCAAGUAUGCUAAAAAGCUGUUCCUCGCCCUCAAACCUGCACCCGUCCUUGAGUCUCCUUUUAAAGAUCGAGACCACUUCCAGUUGGGUUCACUCUCCCACCUGUUGAAUGCCAAGGCUGGGGGCUACCAGGAGUUGCCUGACUGGCCUGAAGCUGCCCCUGACCCCUCCGUGCGCAACGUGGAGGUGAAGGAGUCUGUUUUUACGCUGCUUGAAAGAGUCACAACAUUAACAAGUGUGCCUGAGUGGACCAAAUGCAGUAGCCGUGAGAAGAGGAAAGAGAAGAAAGUAGAAAAGCCGUUCUACACCGACUCAGAGGGAGAGUCUGGUCCUACGGAGUCUGCUGACAGUGAGUCAGACUCUGCCACUGGCUCGGAAAGCAGCAGUGGCAGCGAGGAGAGCGGGUCGGGAUCAGAGAGCGAAGAGAGCAAGGAAGCCUCCGAGUCUGAGGAAGAGGAGGAGGAGGAGGAAGAGGAAGAGAAGAAGAAAAAAAAGAAAGAUCUAAAGAAGCCAGUGCAAGAAAGCGAAAGUGAGCAGAGCAGCGAAGAAGAAGAGAGGAAGCACCAGAGGAAGAGUAAACCGCGCAAGAGCGAGUCAGAGUCUGAAUCUGACGAAGAUGAGGAAAGCGAGUCUGAAAGCAGCCAGUCGGAGUCUGAAGACUCCGAGUCAGAGGCUGAGGUCAAGAAGAAAAAAAAGCCGGCUGAAUCUAAACCUCCUCCCAAGCCUGUCAAGAAAGAGAGCAAGAAAGAAAAGAAAGAAAUGUCUCUGCUCGACCUUGAUGAUUUUGAACCUGCUCCCUCACCACAAGUCACACCCGUCAACACCUUCCUGUCCAACAGCCUCGUGACCGACCUGGAGGGGCUGUCUUUGUCUGACUCUGUCCUCUCCCCAGCAACCAUUGCUCCCUCCAGCACGCUGAAGAGCUACGAGCUGCUUCACCGGAUCACGGGUGAGGGUCUGUCGGUGGAGUACUGCUUCAGCCGGCAGCCUUUCAGCCCUGACGCCAACAUGGUGGCAGUGCAGAUGCAGUUCACCAACAACGCCUCUUCCGACACCAAGAACCUGCACAUAGAGGACGUGAAGCUCCAGUCUGGGAUGAGGGUCAAGGAGUUCCCAGAGAUUGAGCUACUUCCGGCAGGUGAGACAGCCACAGCCGUGAUGGGCAUCGAUUUCUGUGAUUCAACGCAAGCAGCAAACUUCCAGCUGUGCACUCACACCAGGAAAUUCUUCGUGUCGAUCCAACCACCGGUCGGGGAGCUGAUGAGGCCCGUCUUCCUGACAGAGAACGAGUUUAAAAAGGAACAAGGUCAGCUGAUGGGCAUGAACGAGAUCACAGAGAAACUAACUUUGGACGUCAAGUGCCGAAACGAACACACCAUCGUCCAGAGAGUGACCACCGCUGCCAACCUCAGCAGAGUGCCCUGUGGGUCAGAUAAAGAGUGCAGUCCUCCUCUUCCUCCUCCUGAUCAUCCUGUCCACAGGUUUGCCGGCAGGACGGUGACCAGUGGCAGCUUGGUGCUGGUCACCGUGGCAACCAAAGAGGAAGGAGCCGCCCAGCUGACGGUCAACUGUGAGAAAAUGGUGAUCGGCACGAUGCUGGUGAAAGACAUCCUCCAGGCUCUAACGCAGUGACGUGAACCAGCUCUCCAGCUUUGAACUCCACCCCCACCCGCACUUCAGCCAUCCCUCACAUAUCAUCUAAGACUUGUCAGUGUAGCAUCUCCUGCAAGCCGUGUCAGUGAGGAAGCUUCCACAACAUUUGUUUUGUUAGAAGAGCCCCAAACUUUUAGAAGUUACUCCCAGAGACAGUGAAUGCCACACCCGGACCUGACAAUUAAAACUGAACCUGAAUGUUUUUACUUGACUAUCCAAAAAUACUAAUUUCCGAACGUUUCAGGGGUUUUUUUCUUUCCUUGAGGAGCUAAUUGGAUUUACUGGACUCACAUUUAUUUAAUCAAAAACUUUUUUCUUUAGUAUAAAAUUGAUGUCAGAAUUUGUUUCCUGGAUAAACAUUAAUCGAGGCUGCAGGUUUAUUCUUGGCUUUGGGGAAAAAAACAGUGGCUCUGAAGCAUUCAGCCACAGCCUGUGAUCUUCCCCAGUGGAGGCAGUUGCUCAGUUGUCAUGGACAAAGACUGAAUAAAUUGCAUUUUUCAUCAUUUGUGAAAUCAAAAUAAGCUACAGCGACGACUAGGAUUAGGACAAAGUCAUUCGUGAUAUUCGAAUCCAAUAUGUGAUGCUAGAUUUUUCUGUGCUCUGACCUGGUACACAGUAAAAUCUGGAGUAGGACACAUCUUAAAAGAAAAAUCCAGAAGAAUCUUCAAUCAGUAGCAGAAAAUAACAAAAACAUGUGCAGUAAGAUGUUCACUAGGUUCAGGCUGGCGGCGGUGAAAGAGGUAUUAACACUGUGCAGUAAGAAUAUGUGACUCUUGGCAAUCAGGACACUUUAUUUUCCCAAUAAAGUGGCCCUACACCAUAAACUUUGCUCACUCAAGAUCUCCCUUGAUUUUUUUUUAUUUUUUUUUAAUCUCAGACUAGAUUUAAUCCAUGUGUAGGAAACUGAAAUAAUAAUACAUUUUCAUUGUGACUGCUGGUUUGAUAUAUUUUUUGCUUUUAUUCCAACUUUAUGUAUAUCAGGUAAUGACUAAACCAUCUCUAUGACAAAUGAGCAACGUCAUAUGCUGAGGAAAGACUGGACCUCCACAGGUUUUCGUCAGAACCGAAGGUCUUUCUAUGGUGUUAACAUGAAGAUGUAACAACUUUCAGUUCAUUUUAUUUAUAUAGCUACAAUUCACAACAAAAGUUGCCUCAGUAUGUUUUAUAUUGUAAGAUAAAAAUCUUACAACAAUAUAGAGUAAACCCCAACAAUCAGAUGCCCCCUGUGAGCAAGAAAAACUCCCUUUUCCUCUGGCAGAAUCAGGCUCAAGGAUGGGCAGCCAUCUGCUGCAACUGGUUUGAGGGGCUAUCAAACUGUUUUAAGAUGCAGAGAUACUCUGAGAUACAUGAAAUGGGUAAAAGACUAUCAUUAUAUUCCCUCAAAUCAGGUGGCACUGUCACAGUUAUUUAAAUUCAUUACAAGAUACAAGAAGAUAGCUGAUCUAAGACGGCUACCGUUUAACCUCAACUAUGUGAUUUUGGUAUACUAUUAAUGAACAACUCCCCAGAGUUUUAUCUCAUAAUUGGUGAUUUUUAGCAUGUGGUUAGCUGUCAAAGUGCACAUGUUCAUCACAGUAAGUGGGGCACUGAUAAAAGCUGAAACGUAUACAUGCUGUUUUAUUGCAACAUGUAAUGCAGUACAACUGUAAGGUGUGGUGUGUGUCUGUGUGUGGAGGUGAUGACACUGAAUAUCAGCCUAACAAUAUGAAGUAGCGCUUUUCAUUAAAAACUGUAACACUUGACUUGACAUCAUCAUGAAGCACAUUAAAAUCACAAAAAUCAUCAUGCUUGAUAAUACAGAAAUGUUUUUUGGGUUUCUUUUCUCUGAUUUCAAAUUUCUGUGAAUUAAACCCAGCGUUUAACCCCAACUCCAACCGAAAUACUUAAGAAAUAUCACCAAAUUAUUUUCUUAAUGAUCAUUUUGAUAAAUGAUUUAUCUACUAGUUAUAUUCUCAUAUAAGUGAACUGUGAUUUGGACUCUUAAAAAACAGGAUUUUCGCCCACUAAAUUCUCAACCGAGUCUCGUAGACAAGCGUUUACUGCAAGUCAUUCUGCAUGGGUUCAAUGAGGUGGUAGUUUUGGUGUCUUCUGUUUGUUUAUGUGCAUAAAGGAAGUAAUAUAUUGACCAUAGAGCUGUAGCAUAUUUUUCUAAUUUUUGUUAGCUUCCGAGAAGGCAAAGCUAGCAGUUUUCUUCGGUUUCUGUGUCAAGCUAACGGGUUGCUAGCUGUAGCUAUAGAGUUAGCUUGCUUAAAUGAGACUUAACUGACUUUUGGCAACAUAGCAAAGAUAAAUCUUUGUCAAAAAUAUAAAAGCAUUCAUUUAGAUUUCUAUUUUCAGAAAACUCAGCCUAUAUUUACUAGUAAAUAACACAAUGAAGCUUUGAAGUGAAAGGUUCGCAAAAGCUUAUAACAAAACUCAACCCAUUCAGCUUUCCAUAAAGUUGAUUUAGUAAAGAAACAUUUAGAUUAUGUUUGAGUAUGUGCUGAAGAUAAUGUGCGUGAUUUUCAAGUUAAGUGUUGCUUUUCAUCUCAGUGGUCAGGCUGGUUUCGUGGCUAAUUACAUUUGAUGCCCCUUUUUUUUCUUUUAAUAUCCUCAUCUGUGCUGCAGACGCAUGUUUCUUAACUCUAGCAGUAUCUGUGUACUUCUUUUUACUGUUGGAAACUGUCAUGUAAUCUCCCAAAGCUACAGCAGUAGUGAACAGACUUUAUUUUGGCCUUUAACGUACCUCUCGCAUUGUCUGUUGUUUGCCCGUUCGCUCCAGCAGCCAUGAUGAUAAAGGUAAACAAUAAGAAAGUCUACUUUCAAAAGUAAAAAUACAGAAAAGCGUGAACUCUAUUCUCCAAAUCAAGCGUAGGGCCACCUGUUUCAUCUGCUUUCAAAAUAUCCAAAGUACAGCUCCUCAUACCCGUGUGUGGUUGUGAAAUGUGGUCCUGAGGUAUUACAAGUAUAUUUAUUAUACAAAUAAAAGUACAGAUAUGGUGUUG
Messenger RNA from Oreochromis niloticus (Nile tilapia), 7289 nucleotides. It is a transcript of the gene ap3b2, whose product is annotated as adaptor related protein complex 3 subunit beta 2. The coding region runs from base 673 to 4284 and encodes 1203 amino acids. The transcript is spliced from 28 exons. The record is from RefSeq and is a predicted model, not a curated record. Gene Ontology annotation, cellular component: AP-3 adaptor complex; membrane coat. Gene Ontology annotation, biological process: vesicle-mediated transport; intracellular protein transport. Lineage: Eukaryota; Metazoa; Chordata; Actinopteri; Cichliformes; Cichlidae.